Enterospora canceri is the source of this 261-nucleotide messenger RNA. The record is from the annotation of a GenBank genome assembly. Lineage: Eukaryota; Fungi; Microsporidia; Enterocytozoonidae.
AUGAAAAUGUCAGAGAAGGAUAUCAUCCACAAUGUGCUGCAGAUGACACCAACAUUCAUUCUAGCGAUGCCAAGAUGCCCGUUUUGCACCAAGGCAAUAGCUGCACUUCCGUCUGCGAAGGUCUACGACUACCUCGAGUAUCCUGAGCUUGACAGUGCUAUCACAGACGUAUACUCCUACAAGACGUAUCCGAAAAUAUUUUUAGAAGGAGAAUUCAUAGGGGGAUACAGUGACCUGGUUUCCAGAAACAGCGCCCUUUAA